Messenger RNA from Fusarium sp. VM40, 918 nucleotides. Lineage: Eukaryota; Fungi; Ascomycota; Sordariomycetes; Hypocreales; Nectriaceae. The record is from the annotation of a GenBank genome assembly.
AUGCUUGUUCUAAUUGCAGGAAUUACGGGGAGCUUGGGUCAGCGCCUAGCACAGGAGGCUUUGUCACGGGGGCAGUCGGUCCGAGGCCUGGGCCGUGAUCCAAACAAACUUCCCCCUCAGAUCCUUGAGAUGCUAGAAUCGUAUGUGCAAAGCAGUUCCUACUACGACAUUUCUGCUCUCGAAACCGCGGUUGAUGGCGUCGAUGCGAUCAUUUGUGCAUACGCACCCCAGCCUGAGUUAGAUAUGGAAGGCCAGUUAUUGCUGUUGCGCGCCGCCGAAAGAGCAAACAUCAAGACUUUCAUCGCGCAAUCAUGGAACAACGACUGGACCAAGAUCAAAUAUGGAGACCUCGAACCCUACGACAUCCACAUCGCUUUUUACAGGCACGUUGAGAUGACGAGCAGUAUCAAGCCUGUCUAUCUAUUUACUGGGGCCUUUGCCGAUCUCCUUUAUACGCCGUUUGGGCCUGGAGGCUUUGAUACGAGCGGCCCCAUGCCCAAGCUCUGCUACUGGGCGGAUGGAAACACGAAGAAAUAUCCUUGGACGACCCAGGAUGACGCUGCGGCGUUCACUAUCGAGGUCCUACUCAACGGUGCCGGCGUUCGGGAAGGACAUGGGGGCCUUUUCAGCUUCUACUCUGGGUUGCAUACUAUUCAGGAAUUCGCAGCAGCCUAUGCGAGGGUCAGCGGAAGUAUGGUCGAGGUUGUCAGCAAGGGAACUGCCGAAAAUCUAGAGGCUGAGCUUGUCAAACAGCGCCGUACAAAGCAUCCAUCUAAGUACUUUGAAUGGGUUCCCUUGGCUUUCGCUCUGCUGUCAAUCAGGGGCGUCUGGAAAGUGGAGAAUCCAAUUCCGCUGGAACACAUUCGGAAGUCAACUACGCUGGAGGAAUACCUAAAGGAACGCCUCAAUGUAGGCUAG